Diatraea saccharalis (sugarcane borer) is the source of this 2999-nucleotide messenger RNA. The record is from the annotation of a GenBank genome assembly. Lineage: Eukaryota; Metazoa; Arthropoda; Insecta; Lepidoptera; Crambidae.
AAUACAAAAAGACAAAAAGAAUUGUAAAUGUAAUUCAAUCAAUCAAUAGAGGCAGACUUGUGAAAUAAAUGUAGUUACGGUUUAAAAUGUUGUGAAUAGAAAUAAAGUUUACAGGCAAAAGUUUUUAGUAUGUUUUUAUGACAUCUCUUUUCGUUUUAGGACACGAGAUGUCGAAAGCUGUUAUUAUUCCCGAGUGUUCAAAGGAUAUAAGAGGUUUGCAAGAGGAGAUAUCUAUAUCACCAACUGAAAAGAAAGAUGGAACAAUCGGUUUAAUUAGCAGAUUGUUACGAUUGGAUUCUUUGAAAAGAAGUACUGUUCCCGAAAGCCCGACAGCGACCGAGCCCCCAUGUACUUAUUAUGGCGUUUAUAUUCCUUGUGAAAUCAAAAAAGGGCCAGAUGAAGAAGCCUUACAUGUAUACAAGAACAAAACGGAGGCGCUGGAACUAGUGCGACGUUACAAACUAGCACGUUUUAAGGCUUUUCACAACCGUCAUGAUGCCGUCUCAUUCGCAUUGAGGGGUGCCGAACCAGUUGAUGCACAUGAUGGAAAUGAUAAUUGUGUUGUGGGAGAGAAGCCUUAUCCAUUCAAGGCACCAUCGCCACAGGACAUGGUGUCGCUCCGCAAGGCGAUCGAGGCAGGUCUCACAGCCACAGUCAGUGAACGAGUUUGGGACAAUCCCCGCUUCCUAGUCAGUAGUGGGAACACACCAGCCAUAUUACAGGAAGGUUCCCGUUACAACGCUUUGCAUGUAGCAGCCAAGUCCAUGAACGCGGAGAUCUGCAAUUUGAUACUGACGACAGUUGGCAAUCCAGCGUUCGUUCAGUCCUUGUAUGGUUCAGAUGCAGACCCUGAAUCUUGUAAGGAGUUCGCUUCGAUACUAGUCGACAGAUAUCUGAAUACACCAGACAAGGCAAUGAACGAGACUCCGUUACACUUCGCUGCCAAGUUCGGUGCAGAGGAAGCGGUUGACGUACUUACGUCAUUCCCGCAGUGUAACAAGCACGCGGUCAACAAGUACGGCGAGCAACCUAAACAUGUUAUAUGCAAACGAGCAGCUAAUGCAUCACCAGAGCUGGUCUCCCGCAUCGAGGUGAUGUUGCAAGAGCGAUACUAUGUCCCAGUGUUACACGCCGAGGACGGCAGUGGAGCACCCACUAUCGGCACACCAUUCACGCCCGCGCAGCCCCCUACAAUGAACGUGGACCCGUUGAGUCCUCGGUACGAGAUUCGCGCAUUCGCUGGCCCCAUGCCGGCCACGGACGCGGCUUCGUUCCGCCGCCGCUGGAAAACUCCGCCGCGCGCACCCUCUCUCUCCGCGCUCUCCGCACACUCGCCGCUCUCGUCGCCGCGGCCGCGCUCUUCGUUCCGAUUAAAAGAUUUCACCAAAGGACUCGAGAACGUCGGCAGAGAACUAGCAGAGGAAAUGAAAAUUGGCUGGAAAGAGUACUGGCCUUUCUUGGACACAUUUACAGAUCUCAGAACUAAUGAAGGUUUAACAUUUCUAGAGAACUAUCUGAAGACUAAAUAUGACAGCGCCUGCUCUCUCGCUUACAACGAUAGCUGUGCUAAUUCACAACUACCCGACGAUUCAUUGCUAUCCCGAAUAAGUCUUUUAAACGUAUCCCAAAUAAGCCCUUUGAGUCCAAUGUCAGAACUGUGUGUUGCGAUGAACACCUGCAAGAUAUCUUCAGACAGACAUCAAGAGUGGAAAAUAGAGAAUAAUAAUGGCAAUAGGCAGAGAGCUAUAAGGCGAUCGCCGGUAACCGAACCGGCACCUAUUAACGGCGAAACUCAAAUCACUAAUCAUACAGUGAGCAGACUUUUGUGUAUAGAAAGAACGUGCCAAGUAUUCGCUAAGAGGAUAGCGGACGCUUUAGUAUUCUCUUUAAACGCUGAACCUGAAGUCGCUGGUGACUCGCUAAAGUCGGAAGCGAAACAUCUACAUCGCACUAUGCUCACGUAUAUGGACGACGAUAGAUUUCGCACGAUAGACUUCGCACUGGUACAUUCCAGAUUGGCACAGCUGGUUGUUUUCAAAUUGAAACAGACAACACACGAUUUGGACGACGUCGAUCGGUCAGUGGAAUUCCUUAUGAAGCUCCGGUGUCCCAAUGAUGACAUAUUUAGUUCUGAUGAUGAAAGGAAACCUGUACAUUACAGGGGUGUGAAUAAAGUUAAUUUGACACACGUGAUGGAAGCUCACGUUAGAUGUUUAGCCAGUUUUAUAUGUGAAGAGUUGACAGAGAAUGAUCCGAUGAAAGGUCCUGCUGUGUCGGAGAAAGAAUGUGCUGAUAUAUGGGAGAAAGCUUCGAAGUGUAGAUGUGAUUGGAGAGUGGAGACGUUGGAGAGGAACAGCAAGACUAACGCUUCGUUCAGAAAAAACAGAUCCAGUUUAUUCACUAGUGCAAAGGGUGAGAACUUUGUGAGAAGAUUGUCGUUCGAUCACGAGAUAGGUGAUGGAAAACUUCAAAACAAUGUCAUCGAUAGUGUAGUGAGUGUGAACUCUCCAGCUGGUGACAGUGGACCAGAGUUUUUCACCGUGAACACAGACAAGUGUCAAGUACUGACUGUUGAGAUAUCUGAAGACGAGUCGUGCGAGUCCUGCCAGUCUGAAAGCGAGGAUACUUACCUGACGGCGUCAGAAUACGAGGACGAUAACGAUAUGACCGAGGCCAGCGAUCGAGCCGUCGCCGAAACAUUUAUAUACGGAGAAGAGCCCACUAAAAUGGAUCGACUAGUCUAUGACGCAAUAUGUCAGUGCCGUAUAGAGCCGUCAGUGUUUCCCAACGUCUACAGAUGGAGGCACACUGUCGCUCUGUACACUCCCGCUGAGAGAGAAGCAUGGGUGGACAGUAGUAACUCGGUAUCUGCCCACUGCAUCCUCGGCCCCACCCCCGACCGUAGUUCCACGCCAAAGCGAGACCGACAUAGCGUGCCGCGCGCCUCACACACACCGCUACAGGUAAUAUUAUAUAUAUUGUGUUACUCACCGAUGUAG